AUGGCCGACAACUCUGUUGAUAAUGACCCGGAUGUUGAAAGAGUUAUCCAACUUUUCGAUCUCGUGGAAAAACCAACAGCCUGUAAAAAUAAAGUGGAAAAAAUUGUUAAAGAUCUGAGUUUUUCUGACGAUGAAGCAGACGUCAUAUUUUCUGUGCUGGACGCAGACAAAGAUAACGUCAUUUCCGCCGCAGAUAUUAAGACUCAAUUUGGAAGUGCUGAAAGUGGAUUAGACGCUUACUGCAGAUCGUUACCGUGUUCUCCACAAGGAACAUACAGUCGGACACGGUUAAGACGAUGCAGGAAAAGUUUAAAACGUUAUUAUAGUUUGGAUGGUUGUAGAAAUCGCCCACCGAAAUCCAUUUUAGAUCUUCCUCAUUUUUUUCUUUUACCUCCAAGACGUCAAGAACAAGUAUGUGAACUGUAUCAGAAACUUCACGACAGUAAUAAUACAGAGUUAUUAGAAUCGUUUGAGAAUAUCAUACUAGGAGUUAUAAAAGAUGUACGAACUUAUCAAACAGAGAAUGAACGCUUGGAAAAAUCAUUUCGAAGAGAAAAGGAAAUUCAUGAAAAACAUCUUCAACAUUUGGAAGAAGAGGUUGAAACACAGACACAGAAAAUAGAGGAACGAGUUCGGAAAGAGCAAGAAGAAAAAUUCGAAGCUGAAAAACAGGAAUUAAAAAAUCAAAUGGACGCCGAAAUCAGUCAUUUACAGAGCAACCUGAAGAAAUUCCAGACUAUGGGCAUGGAGGACGAGAGCAAUAAAACAGAAGAACAAAUAUUAGAGUUAAGAGCCAAGCUGAACGAUCUGGAUUAUGAAAAGAGGGCAUAUAAAAGUGAACUAACAGACGCCCAGACCAACCUGGCUUUAGUACGAUCAGAACUGGCUUCCAUUCGACAGCAAUUUAAAGAAAAAUGUCACGAAUGCGACACGGAAAAGGAAACAGUUAUGGAUUAUAUAAAAGAACAAGAUAAUUUAACACGACAGUUACAUCAAUUACACGAUGCUAACAAGAAGCUUCAUGAUACGUGUGAUGAUUUACGGAAUUGUCUGGAAAACGUGAAAUCUUCCCAUAAACGAACUCUUUCUUCCCUGUCCAAUGACUCUGCUGGCAGUGUCAGAAGUCCAUCACCACGUCACAGUUCUAGAAAGGGGUCGAUUAUGAGCGACUAUUUCGACAACACGCCCGGGAACAAAUCAGCCCGUGCGUUUAGUCCAACCUCCUCGCUGGCCGAGGAACUGAAUUUUGAUAGUUUGAGUCCUGUUACGUCUGGACGACCGAAAUAUGGUAGAAGUUUUAGCUGUGCUGAAAGUGUUCCAGAAGAUAUGGAUAGCGGUCGUUCGACCUUGAGAGAUAUAAAUGACCUUGACACAGAUGAAGAAUCGAAUUUCACCGACGCCAAAAGUUUAGAAGAACGAAAUAAGUUGAGAACGAAGAGAAUUAAGGCAACAGGAUAUGAAGCAGAAGGCGAGGAAUACGAUUCCCAUGAAGAAAUGGACACUGAAGUAGAAUCAACAGUUGGUCCGACGGAAGCGGAAGCUGUCAGCAUUCUAGGGUCAAAGGCCAAACGACCGUCAUCUGUGGGGAGUCGAGGUUCCGUCAGAAGUCUGAAAUCAAUACCACGUGAUGAAGGAGGCAGUCUGGCAUCUAAAGCAGGACGAGGAUCCAAACGAAAUUUAGCAGCAACACAAGAGGCUAUGGAGACUAAGAUAAACAAAGAACCAGAAAGAAUGUAUAAAAUAGUACUGGCCGGGGACGCCGCUGUGGGAAAAUCCAGUUUUAUCAUGAGAUUGUGUAAGGGGAAAUUUGUGAACAACCUGAGCUCAACCUUAGGAGUUGACUUUCAGACCAAGGUUCUAGAAGUUGACGGAAGAACGGUUGCUUUACAGUUAUGGGAUACGGCUGGACAGGAGCGAUUCCGUAGUAUCGCGAAAUCUUACUUCAGACGCGCAGACGGCGUUCUUCUAUUGUAUGACGUCACUUACGAGAGAUCAUUCUUAAACGUACGUGACUGGGUGGAAGCCAUUGAGUCUGUUACACAGGACGGAGCCCAGAAAAAUGUACCCAUAAUGCUUUGUGGUAACAAGACCGACAUGAGGGCUGAGAUGGAACAGCAAGGUAGAAGAACAGUCCGAGAAGAAGAUGGCCGCCGCCUAGCAAAGGAAUUUAAUGGUUUGUUUAUAGAAGCCAGUGCUAAAGAUGGUUCACAUGUAAUGGAAGCAGUCGUAGAACUUACGAGACUGCUGAGAACCAACGAAGAUCUAGAAGUAAAAACAGUUGGAAUGCAGCUUCACGAGAUGAACAUGGACAAGAAAAAUAGCACAUGUUGUCGACGCUAG
Lottia gigantea (owl limpet) is the source of this 2340-nucleotide messenger RNA. RefSeq lists its product as hypothetical. Lineage: Eukaryota; Metazoa; Mollusca; Gastropoda; Lottiidae. Gene Ontology annotation, molecular function: GTP binding; GTPase activity; calcium ion binding. The record is from RefSeq and is a predicted model, not a curated record. The coding region runs from base 1 to 2340 and encodes 779 amino acids. The transcript is spliced from 16 exons.